Caenorhabditis elegans is the source of this 1019-nucleotide messenger RNA. RefSeq names its product 7TM GPCR serpentine receptor class x (Srx) domain-containing protein (gene srx-136). The transcript is spliced from 5 exons. Bases 17 to 940 code for a protein of 307 amino acids. Lineage: Eukaryota; Metazoa; Nematoda; Chromadorea; Rhabditida; Rhabditidae. The record is from RefSeq and is marked reviewed.
AGCCAGAAAAAAUAUAAUGAUUACAAUGGUUUUUAUAAUUUUUGCCAAUUUUUUAUUAUUCAUAAUCAGUUUUUCUGGAACCAUACUAAAUUCUUAUUUACUCUACAAAUUCAGUACAAGACGAGGAGUAAUCAGCGGAUUCUAUAAACUUUGUUUAGUCAAAACCGUUCCAAAUAUAGUCGUCUGCGCGUGUUUUUUAAUUUGGGCUGUUCCACUGGGCAGUUUUCGAGUGAAAAAUGACAAAGUGCCGAGAGAUGCAAAUGUUUUUGUCGGACAGUUGGCAGGUGCCGGAUCAUAUAUAUUUGGACCACUUCUUCACGUCGGCAUGUCAUCAAACAGAUUUUCAUCCCUGUAUUUCCCAAUUCAAAUAAUGAAAGCAAAUCGAUAUCCAAUUACAACAAUUUCAAUUGGAGUUGCUUUUAUCAUAGCUGUCGUUUUUACAGUGAUUGGGCUACCAAAAGAUUGCGGCUUCUUAUACUUCCCUGAAACACUGGAAUGGCUUUCCGAGGAAGCGCCGUGUGCAAUAUUUCAAUACGAUCUUCUCCUUUACUCCAUUCUUGGAUGUGCCGUGAUUUCAAACUCUAUGAACCUGGCAACAGCGGGAAGAUUACUUUUUGAUAAGGUUGGCGGCAUGAGUGCAGCUGAUUCGAAAGUCCGCCGAAAGAAAUACCUCGUCACAUAUUGUCAAACUGUACUUCAAGAUUGUCUACAUGUCCUCGACAUGAUUAACAGUACAUACACGUGGCAAAUAUAUCCAGAUUCAAUAUGGUUUCAGUUCUUCUGUCUCACUUUUUCUUUUGCCUCAAUUCACUGUUUCGAUGGAUUCGUCAUGUUCUACUUUCACAGCGAAGUUCAUCCCAAAUGGAUGUGGCGGAAGGCGAUGAGGAAAAAAUCAUUAAUUUUAGUUGUUGCAAUGUCAAAACCAUCUACGUUCAGUUAACUGGUAUUUUUUCUGAAUUUAAUUCAUCAUAGCUCAAAGUCAUUUUGUUUUCUCGUAUUUGUUGGUUAUAAAUCGUAAA